This is a messenger RNA of Aspergillus uvarum CBS 121591, 1050 nucleotides long. RefSeq lists its product as uncharacterized. The record is from RefSeq and is a predicted model, not a curated record. Lineage: Eukaryota; Fungi; Ascomycota; Eurotiomycetes; Eurotiales; Aspergillaceae. The coding region runs from base 1 to 1050 and encodes 349 amino acids. The transcript has a single exon.
AUGGACCAAAACCGCUUCGUGGUCACGACCCUGGAGCGGGCGGGCAUCCCCUACUGUGCCUUCGGGUGGCCGGUGCCCGACGCCUUCGGAAUGAGCCACACCAUCAUUGACCUCAUCGCCCAGCAAAGCCUCGACUUUGCGGGCUUUGUGAUCCCAGACCGGUACAUUCCCAGCGCCUAUGCGGCCCUGCGCCACCGCGGGGCGCGCCCCUGCACUCUCGGCCGGGACUGCAUCUCGGUGAUCGGUUUCCUCCACCCCCCCACGGACAUCGUGCACUGGCACACGCCCAACGAGGAGGCGCUGAUCCGCAACGGCGCCUGGCCUCGGCUCACUGUGCGCAUCUACCGCAAGUCCAUGUUUAUGUGGCUCUUCGCAGACCCGCCACUUAACCCUCGCCCCGAUGAUCUCUACUACAUGUGGUCCGACCAGAUUCGCAUGGCCCGCCGCCACCACCGCCCCGGUACCGGCUUCGUCAUGCCAACUCCGGCCUGCUGGACCGAGGCCCUCGUCGUCCUGCAUGCGCGCGACUUCUGCGAAACAGAUCGCUACAUGCUGACCCGCCUCUGGCACCGCGAGCUCCUCCGCGUCUGUCUUCAGUUGCUGCAGCCUCUGCGCCAAGGACGCCGCCCGCUGGUUCUGGAAGGCGAGCUGGAUCUGCACCUCGUCGGGGUCAUUAAGGCGAUGCGCGCCGCGUUGGCCGCCGGCGAUCCCGACGCUCAUUCCGACCUGGUCGAUGCUGAGAUUCGCAUCGUGCGCGCGCAGCUCCAGAAUGAUGAGCCGCCUUGCCCUCCGCCCCAGGGGGUGACUUACGACCAUGAGGCCGAGGUGGCUUGGUGGGAAGAGUGGGUCGCUGAAGAGCGCUCGGAUGAUGGCGGGAAUGCCGACUCUAUUGCAGGUCCUAGGAUUGAAGAACUUGGUGAUGACCACGAUCAAGACGAUGACGAUAAUGAAGACGAUGACGAUGAUGAAGACGAUGACGAUGAUGAAGACGAUGAGGAAUAUGAGGAUGACGAGACUAAUGGGGAAGAGGAGUUGUCCGAGGUGGAGUAA